This is a messenger RNA of Nicotiana tabacum (common tobacco), 8944 nucleotides long. Lineage: Eukaryota; Viridiplantae; Streptophyta; Magnoliopsida; Solanales; Solanaceae. The record is from RefSeq and is a predicted model, not a curated record.
UUAGACCCCCCCUCCAAACGCAAAUCAUUUCUUCUUAUGACAGCAGCCCUCAUUUCCUCUCUCUCUCAUCCUCUCCAACUUCUGCCAUCUCUGAACCUUACACAAAUGUGUGCAAGAACAAUGAAAGACAGCUGUGAGACCACCACCCUCCUAUGAAGCCGUGAAUCCAGCUGAAAAUUCCUAUUCUCAUCAUCUCCUGUCAAACCCCCAAACCCCGAACCCUUAGCUUCAAACAUGAAUACCACAGAACUCAUCAUUGCAUCCUCCUCCAUUCAAAAUCGCCAUUAAGGCGUUGCAUGCAACCACAUAUUCAAAAGAAUCUUGGCCUCAGCAUGACAGUUGAUGGCCUAGAGGUCAAACGCAAGAACCUCUGGAAAAAAGCUAUGCCCGGAGGUCCAGAGGUCUCAAACAACUAUUUUCUCCACCACUUAGAGGGCCUAUAGAGUUCAUGGUGAACUCUGGCCUAAGACCAUAGAGCUAAGGUGCCUACUCUUCCUAUUGCGUCUUGUGCUAAAGCCCGAUGCUGCUCAAAAUCUAAAUUUGGCCUGAACUAUUGUUAGCCCAACACAAAGUCCACUCCUAUCCCUUACUUUAUAUUGCUGCCGAUAUUAGCCUAUUUUAUCUUUAUAUGUUGUGUUUGUGGAAUUAAAAUUGAUAUUUUGUGAUUUAUAGUUGCUGUGGUUGUUUAGAAAAUAUCCUAGGGUAAUAAAAUCUCAUAGGAUAAAAGGUACCAUGGCUUAGAUAACUCAUUACUUCAUAAGGCUAGUGACUUUCAAAAUUUGAAUGUACCCCAACUAUUUUGGUUCACCAGUUAGACUCUUUUCGUUUAGUUAAUUUUUCUAACAAGUUUCAUCUAUUUUUAAGGCGUUUGCAGAGUCCAAUCGGUUUAAGCGAAAAAGCAUUUUUGGAAAAGUCUCCAAAUGAGUCACUUAGACAAAAUUCGAUGGCUAAAUUAUUUUGGAAAGAGUAGCAAUUUUACAAUGCAAGCCAAACCCGAAAUUCACAAAGAUGAGUAAUUGUUUUGGAAAACCAAAAUGAUUUAUAUCAAAUGAGUCUUCAAAGAUGGUCAAGGUACAAAUCAAUUUAACAUCUCUUUGGAUAUAGAAAAGGAUUGAAUAUUAACACAUACUUGCAUUUUUGUAACAAAUCCUCGUUUUUCAAAUGAGUCACAACAUUGUUUAGAAACCAAACAUUUUCUUUUCUUAAUACGUGGACCCAUUUUUGAGCAAAUACUUUAUCACUUUAGGUAAUUUUUCACAUAGACCCACUUAGUAACUUUUAAAUAAACUAGGAUAUAAAUAAUUCUUGUCCCCACAUCUAACCCAAGUUUAAGGAACUCUACGGGAUGCCUAACACCUUCCCCUUAGAAUAAUUAGAAAUCUUACCCGGAUUCUCAUUGGUUUAGUGGACCAUUAAGAUAAUGAUCUUUAUAGAAUUAUAGGUAUCCUAGUAUAACUUUAAAUAUCAGGUGGCGACUCUUCAUUACUAGAAAACGAAUUUAUUGGAACGGUUUUUGGGCAGCGGUUUUGUAACUGUUACAGUAGAUCAUAUUUUGGAAUGGUUUUAACCGUCCCAAUAGAGUCAAAAGGCUUCUGGCACACUUCUGAACAAUAACCGUUCCAAUAGUUUAGUAAUCGUCACCAUAAGUAAAGAUAUGGAGAUGGUUUUGAUAUGCGAUACAAUAGGGUUGUUUGUGGGAACGAUUUUGUGAAAAAAAGAAGCUAUAGGAACGGUUUCAUUUCCCUCCUUACUUUCCCUCCUAGGUAUUUAUUAAAAAACAAAAAUAGUGGACCCCACUAAUAUUUUAAUAACUCUAAAAUGUAAAACUAACCUAGAACACAUCGAUUUCAAUCGGACUCCCCCAAAAUCUCAAACACCCCUUAGCUUUCUCUGUUCUUCAACCUAGAACACACCGACGAACUCUGUCGACCAGCUCCGGUGAAGGACGAUAAUUUCCGGUGAAGGACGACCAUUAUCGCUAACAUACCACAAUCUCCGAGUGUUAUUAAAAGCGAGCGCUUCUCGCUUAAAGCGCAAAAUCAAGGCGAGGUGAGGGGUCUACGCUUUUCUGCCCUGAAGCAGGAUAAAACCAAUUUAAUGGAUAAUAGAGAUAAAAGGUGGAUGGGCCUUCGUAGGUCAACUGACGAGUACAUACAAGGAGUGAAUGAAUUUCUAGAUAAGGCAUUUGAACGAGCUUCCCAAGGAAAUGAAAUAUUAUGUCCUUGCAAAGAGUGCGCUAAUUGUUUUUGGCAUUAUAGAAAUGUGGUGGAGGAUCACUUGAUCAUUAAUGGGUUUGUUCAUGGAUACACCAAAUGGGUUUUCCACGGGGAAGGGUUUUCCUCGAGAAAAACUCGAUGCCCAAGCAAUAAUGAUGAAGGUUCCGACAUACAUGAUAAUAUUGAUGUACUACUUCAUGAUACAUUUCGAAACGUCGAUGAUAAUUUGUUACAUGGAGUGAGUGAGGGACCAUCUGAAGAUGCAAAAAGAUUCUUUAAAUUAGUGGAAGAAGGGAGACAAGAAUUAUAUCCAGGAUGUGAGAAUUUCUCCAAACUAGGCUUUACGAUUCGAUUGUACUUGUUUAAGUGCAUUCAUGGGUUGAGUAAUGUGGCAUUCUCUGACUUGUUGGAGUUGUUAAAAGAGGCCUUUCCAUUUGCUCAGCUACCCAAGUCUUUCUACCAGGCAACAAGCAUGCUAAAAGAUUUGGGUCUUGAUUAUGAAAAAAUACAUGCAUGUCCUAAUGAUUGCAUGUUAUUUUGGAAUGACAAUGUAAAUGCUGAUACUUGUUCUGUGUGUGGGUCUUCUAGAUGGAAGAAUGUUGUUAAUGUCUUGACUAAUAAAAAGUCCAAAACCCCUACAAAGGUUUUGAGGUACUUUCCCUUAAGCCUAGGCUUCAGAGGAUAUUCAUGUGUCCGGAAACAGCUGCAGCUAUGAGAUGGCAUGCCACUGAACGACCCAAUGAUGGAAAUAUAAGACAUCCUGCUGAUGGUGAUGCUUGGAAGGAUUUCGACUCCUUGCACCCUGAAUUCUCUAGCGACCCUCGUAAUGUUAGAUUGGGUCUUUCAAGUGAUGGUUUCAACCCAUUUCGAACAAUGAGCAUUUCUCAUAGCAUGUGGCCUGUUAUGUUAAUGAAUUAUAAUCUGUCGCCUUGGAUUUGCAUGAAGCCAGAGUAUAUAAUGUUGUCAAUGAUCAUCCCAGGUCCAUCAUCUCCGGGAAAUGAUAUUGAUGUGUACCUACAAUCACUAAUUGCUGAAUUGAAGGAACUAUGGGAAUUUGGGGUCGAAACAUUUGAUACUGAAUCUAACCAGACGUUUCAACUGCGUGCAGCCUUAAUGUGGACUAUUAGUGAUUUUCCUGCACUAGUAAUGCUUUCUGGAUGGAGCACAAAGGGGAAAUUUGCAUGCCCUACUUGUAAUUAUGGCACAUGCUCUCAAUAUCUCAAGCAUAGUCGUAAGAUGUGCUACAUGGGUCAUCGGGCAUUUUUGCCUCCUGAACAUCCAUUUCGAAAAGAUAAUAAAUCAUUUGAUGGUGACGAGGAUCAUAGACUUGCACCUACUCCCUUGUCGGGCAUAAAAGUGCUCGAAGAGCUGCGUGAAUUCAAGAAUAUCUUUGGAAAGGGUAAAAAGAAAAGGUCUCGGGAUAAUAAGGGUCCAUGGAAGAAAAGAUCCAUCUUCUUUGAAUUACCAUAUUGGGAAACUAACAAAUUGAGGCACAAUCUUGAUCCAAUGCACGUUGAAAAGAAUAUAUGUGAUAGUAUUCUUGGGACAUUAUUGGAGAUAGAUGGAAAGUCAAAAGAUCAUGUAAAUUCUCGCUAUGAUUUGCAAGAAAUGGGAAUACGAAAAGUGCUUCAACCAAUAAAAGAUGUUGUAAGUUGAACAAUUGCUUUGGCUAAAGCUUGUUUCUACAUGAAUCCAGAAGAGAAGAGACGAUUUUGCACCGUCUUUAAAGAUGCCAAAUUACCAAAAGGGUGUGCCUCUAAUAUAUCACGUUGUGUGCAUGAGAAAGAGAUGAAAAUAUCCGGGUACAAGAGUCAUGAUGCUCAUUUUAUAAUGCAUUACUUGCUCCAAAUUGCUGUUAGAAAGUCGUUACCCAAGAAUGUUUCUUUGGCAUUGAUUAGGUUGGGUAACUUCUUUAAAGCCAUAUGUGCUAAGGUUAUAAGGCGAGAGGAUCUUGAUAGAUUGCAGACAGAAAUUAAUGAUAUUAUAUGUGAGCUUGAAACGAUUUUCACUCCAACCUAUUUUGAUAUAAUGCCUCAUUUGCCUAUUCAUUUAGUAAGUGAAAUUAAGCUUGGGGGUCCAACUCAUUGUCGCUGGAUGUACUCAACUGAAUGAAACUUGUGCAAGUAUAAGGCGUUUGUUCGUAAUCGAACUCAUCCAGAGGCGUCAAUUGCAGAGGGUUUUCUAGCGGAAGAGUGCUUGACCUUUUGUUCGCGAUACCUACAUGAUGGGGUGAAGACAAGAUUCAGUAGGUACCAAACUGAGGAUGAUGGGGACAUUGAGGGAGCAGAUUUGUCACCUAUAUUUCGUAAAAUAGGCCAUCUAAUUGGAAGUAAGAAUAAGAGAAAAGGAAAGAUUUUUACCAUGGAUUUGCAGUUAUGUUUUGAGGCACAUAGAUAUGCUCUAUUCAAUACUGGAGAUGAACAAGUGGAGGUGUUUAUCAUGUAAGAUAAAAUAUAUUACCAUCACUUAUAUUAUAAGCUUAAUUUAUUUUAUGUUUUAUGAUUUUUAAAUUAAAUUCAUAUUGGUCUAAUGAUUAAAUUUGAAACAUAUGGCUUGCAGGAAACAUAAGAAUUUAAUUGAUAAUUGUACUAGAUCAAAUGCAUGGGUAAGAGCAAGAAAUCAUAGUCAGAACUUCGCCGAUUGGUUUAAAGAAAAAGUUAAAAGCAUUGAUGUGCCUAAUCAUUUGAGAUGGCUAGCUAAAGGGCCUAAUACAUUGGCCAAACGAUAUACUGGAUAUUUUAUUAAUGGUUACUUAUUUCAUACAAUGACCCGGGAUGCCUCGUUGAAGACUCAGAAUAGUGGUGUGACUUUGUCAGCCACAACGGAUAGUUUUGCUAGUGCUAGGGACCAAAAUCCUAUUGAUGGAGAGGUUCUCUACUAUGGAGCUAUUCAGGAUAUCAUUGAGAUUGAUUAUUGGGGCCGCUUUAGUGUUGUACUAUUUAGAUGUGAUAGGUUUCGUAAUGAAGUCGAUGAAUAUGGGUUAACUCGGGUAUACUUUAACAGAGUAUGUAGUACUGAUGACUCUUUUGUAUUGGCAUCUCAAGUAAAUCAAGUUUUUUAUGUGGAGGAUCCAAUUGAGAAAGAUGUUUACUAUGCCAGGAAUAACGUUCCUGUUGAUUUGUAUGAUUUGGAGGAAGAGAAUAUUCCUAAUGUUGGGGAGACAUUUUGGAGGGAACCUAAUGAUGACGCCGGUCCAUCAACUAGAUUAGCCGAUAUUGAUGUUAGAUGGUCGAGAGAAGAUGUGCCUCUUGCUGUCAUUGAUAUUCCAGUGGAUGUACAACAUUCAGAAGAUACAAUCAUGGAAGAAUCAGAAGAGGAGGAUGACUUCGAUGAUACGGAUUGGAAUUGGAUGGAGGCUGAUGAUUGAAGAAGGAACUUCUGAUUUUUAUUUGUAUUUGUAGGAGUAAGGUCUGCGUACCAAGUCUUAAUUGUUGUUGUUGUUGUUGGUAGAGAAGGAAAAAAAUGCAAUUUUUAGUAUUAUUUCAGUAGUGCCCAGUCUUAAUUUGGUCUUAAUUUGGUCUGCUUAAUGUGCAUAUCUGAAUUUCCUUGAGUUUUAGUUGGCUUUUGGCUAUACAUGAAGGAUGAUGAUAUAACACAUGCAUGUAUUUGUGGUUGUUUCGUUUUAAUAAGCUUCAAGAUCAUUCCAUUAUUUUAGUUUGUAUCAGUUCCUUGUAUAUUAAGCUUGUGUUUGCCGGUUAAUAUAGCAGUCAUAUAUACCAUCUUUACUUGUUUAAAUGUCUUUGUAUGCAAUGUUUAGUCUUUUUACUGUGCUAAAGCUACUAAAUGGUGUAAGUAGUCUGGGAGCAUGAACAAUUUUCAAGAUUGAGAGUCACUGCAGCAAUACUAUCUGAACUUUUUGCUGCACCUGAAUUACUGGAAAGCAUAGGAGGCUGAUAACAGGUUGCGGCUUAGCUUCUAAUACCUCUUUGUUCUAUUGUAGUAACUUCAUAUAUGUACACAUACUAGUUAGUGCUUUUGGUUGAUUGUUUUUCAACAUUCUGUUAUGCUUUUUUCUAUCUUUUUUUGGAAUUUUAAUUUUUUAAUGUUGCAAAGUUCUGAAGCUCGAUUUGCACUCCUUUGGCCAUUUGUCUUUGAAUUGCUUUUUGAUGUAAAAAACAGAGCUCUGCUGUGUUAAGAAAUCAGUUGUUGACUGUUGUUAAGACAGAGAUUAGUGUUGUUUACAGCAGUGUUUUGCAAAUCUGGACAGUGUUUUUUUUUUUUUUUUUUUUUGCAAAUCUGGACAGUGUUUUUUACAGCAGUGUUUUCUUUUGCAAAUCUGGACAGUUUUGGACAGUGUUGUUUACGGCAGUGUUUUUUUUUUUGCAAAUCUGAAUAGUUUUGGACAGUGCUGGACAGUUUUUUGGCUUAGUCUGCACAACAGUGUUUCGUUUUGUUAAUUCCAAGGUUGUUGGUUCAUGAGCAUGUGAUUUAAUCUGUGGUUUCCACAAUUUGUUCCUAUCUGAACAGUAACAAGUCCUCCUUAUACGAGCUAUCGGAUGCUUACUGGGGUGAUUUAGAGGUCAAAACUGUGGCUGUUGAAAUGGAAAAUAGCCUGAUGGCCUCUUCUUUGCAAGUUCUGCCUUCUGCACUCUUUAGCAACACUGGAAUGUAGAGUAGGAGGACCACAUACUGUCACACCAAUAUCUACACUUCCCCAACUCUUUGCAUGUGAUCCAAAUAUCUCUGCAGAAAAAGAAGUUAAAAUACAUUGUCAUGAAAAUAUAGUAGUACACAUUGCAAUGUUUCUCCAAAUGUACCAUGGAAAUCUGGUCAUUCACCAUAUCGGAUUAUAUUAACAGAUCGAGCCUCUUCCAGAUUCUUGUGUAAAGAGGCCUCAAAAUUCUGCUGCAGGAUGUCGACCUUCUUUAUGCUGUCCUCUGGUUCCUCCUUCAGUGAGGUUUUCCUUUCCCAAAGAUGCCAUAAAGCGAUCACGAGACUCCCAAAUAUAACAACACUUGCAACCAUGCAUCCAAUCAACAAAAGCCCCUUGUACCACCGGUAAUAUAUGUUGUGUGGAAUUAUGUGGAAAAAGAAGUUGACAGCCCCUUAUUUAUCUUUGACAGGUGAAUAAGAAAAGAGGAAACUCAUAAGAAAAGGUCUACUGUGAAGGUAAAGGUUCUGAUAAAUAUGAAUCAAGAAAGACCUUCAAAAGCCAAAAGAAAGACAAACGCGGCAUACAUAAAAGCUGGAACAAUGACAUCUUUGGCAAACCAAAUGAGGAGUUCGUUUAGCCAAAAAUAUGUUGUUCCUGCACGUCCAUCUAAUAAAGAGCGUCCGAAUAUCAUUGAAGAGAAUCAGCUAAUACCCCAAUAUCCAGAAGUAGCAGCCAAUGUACACAUUAGAUCAACCACUCCUGCAACACAAGUAGUAGAGGAACAAGUAGAGGAACGAGUUCAGUUGGAUUCGACAAUUCCUAUCACAAAUGAACAAUGUGAGGAACAAGGCCCUUCCAUUCAAAGGAGAAACAGAGGUCGAACAAAGAUGAAAAGUGUACAUGGACAGCAAUAGCGUAAAUUGAUUUUACUUAACUACUUAAAUCAACCUGUUGGUCCUACUGAAGCUGUUGUGCUAGAGUUUGGAAGCUUCCUCGGCAUAUUGGCAAGGAAUGCGACUCUAUGUCCUCUUGAUAUUUUGGAUUGGAGGAAGAUGGACACAAAAUAGGAUAUAUGGGAAUAUACCAAGGAUAAAUAUGAUAUUCCUGAAGCUGGAAAAAAAUAUACUUUGGAAACAGUCCAAGCUGCCUGGAGAAAGCACAAGAGUAGAUUGAAAAAAGUUCACUUUGACGCCUAUCAAAAUGAUGAAACUCGAAUGAAAAAUGUCCCUGAAGAUGUUCCAGCUUCUCAGUUUAAGGAACUCCUUAGGUAUUGGAACUCUGAAAAACUCGAGAAAAUGUCCAAAACUAAUAUUGAGAACCAGAAAAAGUUGAAGGAUCCUCACACUGCUGGAAAAAGAAGUUUUGCUUUAGUUCGCUCUAAGAAAAUGAUAAGGAAACUUCGGAUCCUUGAACACCAAAGGAAGUCUUUGUAGCUACAAGAAAAAGGAAAGUUGGACGAUCAUACAUGUGCUCGGAUGAAGACACAGCUAGUAAAAUUGCUGAAAUGGAGGAUAUAGAAGCACAACAAACUGAAAAUGGCAACGAGUUCGUAGAGGCAUUUGUAGUUGUCAUGGAACCUGAACAUCCAGGGCGUUUGAGGUUGUAUGGACAGGGGUUACAAGAACUUCUUUGAGAGGGAAAGUAGGAUGUUCUGAACACUCUUCAAAUUCCAAAAAUUGUUUGCAAAAAAUGGAGGAGAAAAUAUAGAGAAUGGAAGAAAAAAUUGAGGAACAAAAGGCAACUAUUCGUCAAGAAGUUGUUGCGGAUGUUCUUGCACGACUUCAACGUUCAGGAAUUAAUAUUGAUGCUAACAUUAUUCUAGCGGCAUUGGGUGAUAAUUCACCAAGAGAAGUUUCAUCUUCACAACAAACAACUUUGCAACCAAUUCAUUGUCCAUCUACUGGUAGCAUCAAAGAAGGCCAGCUCAUUACAGGUACGAUUGCAGAUGAAAGCAGUGAUGAAGACCUUACGUGAGUGUUGUUGAUCGUUGUUAGACUUUCUCAUUAUGUUCUAGGAUAUUUUAGUUUAGAACUUUUUGUACGCAAACUCAUCUAUUUCAACUUAGAUAUUGUUGAUCAAACAAUGUAUUCAUAUUUUGUUUUUGUAUAUGGAUAAUGCUAGUUUGAUAUUUCAA